GGAGAGGAAAGAUGGCUACCUCGGCUUGGCUGCAUGGCCCAUCAGCUAUGCGACUAACAGAGGGUUUGGUGUCGGUUCUGAAAGAACACCGUCCAGAGUAUUUACCGGCUUUGUUGGCCAACUACAGAGAACAUGGCGUCUUCCCGACACAGAGCGCGAGCGCCGUCGGGGGUCUCGUGGGGUUCAGUAAUGCCAAACUGGGCUCGAGCAAAACCAGGUUUGAGGGCCUUUGCCUGCUCUCCAUGCUGGUUAAAGACAGCUCCAGUGACCUGUUUGAGCAGCACUGUCUUUCCUGGCUGCGUUCCCUGCAGCAGGUCAUACAGUCUCAGGCUCCGGUCCAGACCAUCCAGCUGGCAGUGAACAUCCUGAAGGAUUUGCUGCAGUACUCAUCCCAGCUAGCAGAGCUGGCUAGAGAAGUCGGCCUCAACUCCAUCCUGGGCAUCCUGACAUCUCUGCUGGGCCUCAAGACAGAGUGUGAGCUGUCAGCCAUGGAGGGGAUGACGGCCUGUAUGACCUACUACCCCAGAGCCUGCGGAUCCCUCCGGGACAAACUGGGAGCGUAUUUCCUUUCCAAAAUGGACAGUUCAAACAAGAAAACACAAGAGAUGGCCUGUCAGUGUUAUGGUCGCUUGCCCUGUCUGGGGGGCCUGUUGGACCGAGGGGUAGGUGCUGGCAGAGCUGAAGGCUGGACCAAUCAGAUUCACUGCUUACUGGCCUCAGCCAAUGGCCUGCUGACUCAGAUCUACCAGGGUUCAGAAACAGAUGGAGCCGUGCAAUAUGAAGGUCCGGGGGUGGAGCUGGCCUUUCCUCAUCUCGACCAAUCAGAUCCGCUGCUGCUGCUGCAGCUCCAGCACAGAUACACAGCUGUCUGCCUGGCACUCAAACACACACUCAGGGUGGAUCCAGCCUCAGCUGUCCGUCUACCUGUCAGACCAAUACUCAACCUGGUGUGUCGAGCCCUCGCUGUCAGCUCCAAGAGCAUAAAUUUAACAGGAGAUGGAAGUGUGAGGCUGCUGGUCCUGCCCAUCAUACACACCAACACACUGGACAUCCUAUCAGCUCUGAUCACUGCUGUGCGUAGCAGCAUGGUUCAAUACACUGUAGUUCUACAGAGGCUGUUCUCUCAAACCCUGUCUGCCUGGACGCCUGUACAUGAAGCCAGUCUGGGACAGCAGAGAGCCUACAGCUCGGUCCGGGUCUCGGUCUACAGAACCUUAGAGCUCUGGGUCCAGGUGGCUGGAGCCUCUGCCAGCAUUCUUCAGGGAAGCCCAGGUCACUCAGAGCUCCUGUUUAACCACCUACUCGGUGACAUCACACCAGGGGCGGAGUCUAUCAAGCUCCGGGCAGGUCUGUCAGCUGAUGCGGUUCCUGGAGGGAAACCAGGUCCUCGGAGGACGAAGCCUCUGGUCAUGGCAGAUGCAGUAGGGCCGUCGCUCCAGCGGAAAGGAGACUUUCUGGCCAAUCAGGACACCUGUCUCUCAGCCCUCAGAGCACUGAGACAGAUCAUCCUGACCGGUGGCACACUGCUGAAGGACGAUAUACACAAGCGUCUCCAUGACGUCGUGCUGCCGCUGUGUGUCCGUCUGCAGCAGCAACAGUCCAGCAGCAACGCAGCAUGUGAAUCAGCAGGAGGCGUCAGCGGGCAGUACAGCAGCGCCCUCACAAGACGAGAGCUGUACAGGUUGUUGCUGGCUCUGGUCCUGGUCCCAUCACCCUGUUGGCCCCCUCCUCUGACCUGUGCUGUAUCCAUCCUCAGCAGUGGACGCGCCGACCGCAACCUCAAGGUCUCUACGUUCUGUGCUGAGGCUCUGACCAUCUGUAACUCCCUCCUCCACCCCCGCACUCCCUCCAUCGCCCUCCCUUUACCGCCCCUCACCCUGAAACCCACCCCCACCGCUCCAGUCCUCCCAUCCUCACAGGGCCCCACCCCUGGACUCACUCUGCCCACCCUGUUAGGAGGCACCGCCCCCGGUCCUCCUUUCCCCAGCCGCCACUCCAUCGGUCUGGGCCCCGCCUCUCUGCUGGGCUCGCUGGAGAACCACCUCUCCCUAGUUCCAGGGCUGCCGGGCCAGGCCCACACCCCAGGAGACAUGAUCCUGUCUCCGCACACACAUCACCUGCCAGACCAGGCCGGGCUGGGCCCCCCAGAGGGCCAGAGACCCGUGUUCAUCCGCUACGAUAAGGAGGAAGCGGAGGACGUGGAGAUCUCUCUGGCGAGCGACUCGGACGACAGCGUGGUCAUCGUUCCUCCGGGGAUGCUCAACAUGGAGAACCAGCAGGACGACGCCGCCGCAGCUAACUCCCAGAACCUGGUCUCUGCUGCACCGGGGGGCACCACAGUCUCUCUACCAGGAGGAGAGUGUGUCACCAUGGUGCCCACCACAGCUGUACCAACCACAAUAGACAGCGUCUCGCUUUCCAACAACCUCGCCACCUCCUCCCCCCUCCUCACCACCUCCACCACACCCAUCAACUCCUUCCCUCCUUCCAGUACCUCAGUGGUUUCCCUGGUCCCACCUUUGAACUCCAGCACACUCACAGCUCCACCCGGUGGUCUGGGGGACUCUAUGCCUGGCAGACCCCAGCUCCAGCAGAUGCUGAUGCAGCCCUCCACAGCGGGCCAGCCCGGACCCAUGGGUCUCCCGCUCCAGAUGCACCAGCUGCAGAACCAGCUGAGUCAGCAGGGACGCCACCUCCACCAGCACCAACCACCACCUGCCAGCAACGAAGACUCAGCCGUCAUCAACAUCAACAGCACCGACGAAGAGGAAGAAGAGGAGGAGGAGGACAUGGAGGAUGAUGAGGAGCUGGAGGAGGAAGAGGAAGGGAUGGAUGAGGAGGACGAAGAGGAGGAGGUGAGCGAUUUUGCUGAGGAGGAGUUUUAUGAUGGAGAGGAGUAUGAGGAUUAUGAUGAAGAAGAGGGGGAGGAGCUGGAGGAAGAGGAGGAGGAGGAGGAUGGGGACAUACCUCCACUGGAGGGAGCGGAGGACAAGGCAGGAGAGGUGGGGGUGGAGGAGGGGAAGGUGGUCCAGGCAGCAGUGGAUGAAGAAGGGUUGGCUGGGUUCAGUGUGGAGGGAGACGAGGAGGGAGGGAUAGAGGAGAUCCAGCCCAACAGAGUUCUGUUCCCAGAGGACAGGAUGAAGGUGCAGGAGGUGGAGAGCAUCGGAGUCCUGGAGGAGGCGCGGGGGGGCGAGGGAGAGGAGGAUGAGAGUGAGAGGAUGGAUGACCCCACCAUGCCACAGAUACUGUGUGUCACCGGAGGAGCGAUGGAGGAGAGGGAGGAGACGGAGGAGGGAGGGGCAGCUGGGGGAGGAGCUGGAGCUGGAGAAGGCGGAGGAGCGGUGCAGGAGGAGGCGAGCCUGUGGGAGCAAGGCGCCAGUGAGGCUGAGCUGAGAACCUCCUCCGAAGAACGCACAACCAAUCAGAGUCAACAGGAGUCGAGGCCUGAACCAACACAGGAAGCCAGUGUGGGUGAGAACCAGCCAUGCAGUGGUCAGGAGGAGCAGCAGCAGCAGCAGCCCUCAGCUGCUCCAGAAGGAGACUCAGCAGCUGCAGAUCCCGACUCCUCAGCCACUCUGAAACCUAAAGAGCCAGUGGAGACGAGCUCUGAGAAUAGAGACAGAGGGGAGGCAGAGCAGCAGGAAGUGAAGAGGAAGAGAGAGGAGGUGCACAGGGAGGAAGAGGCGGGACAAAGCACUGAGAAGAAAAAGAUGGAUGAUGAAGCCAUGGCGUCCAUGUUGGCUGAUUUUGUCGCCUGUCCACCUGAUGAUGAAGACGGCGCCUCUGGAUCGACCCGCUCAUGAACUGACCUGAUGUAACCGAGGUCAGCAGAGACGGUGUCAUCAGUGACAUCAUGUAGUUACCUCAUUAACUCCUCCCUCAUCAUUCUGGCGGUCUACAGUCGCUCAAACUGUAGAACAUGGCCUCCAGGUUUCUUUCUUUGACUUCAGCUGCAGGACUUUUUUUAUUUUACUGUCACACCUUCAGCUUGUUAUUGACAGACUAGUUUAACAUGAGCUAAAAGAAACAGUAGGUUUCCUCCAGCCCAGCAGGGCGCGGAGCUCUGUGAGGUAUGUCACUCUGAACGCUAGCCUUUUGUUCCCGUUUACGGUACAUGUUAUCUACAGUUAGUGUAUGAAGUACCCGUGUGUUUGGAUUGAUAUGUACCUUCUGUGCUCUUCAUGUUUCAUGACUGUCAUAUUCUUUGUUAUAAAAAGUAAAAGAGAAAAUCAGGACCGCAGUUUUGACGAUUUCAUUGUUAAUCAACAGUAAGUUAACAUGCGUCUCCAGUGAGCACUUGUGAUCAGAUCUC
This is a messenger RNA of Seriola dumerili (greater amberjack), 4312 nucleotides long. It is a transcript of the gene pelp1, whose product is annotated as proline, glutamate and leucine rich protein 1. Bases 12 to 3803 code for a protein of 1263 amino acids. The record is from RefSeq and is a predicted model, not a curated record. Gene Ontology annotation, biological process: rRNA processing. The transcript has 20 exons. Lineage: Eukaryota; Metazoa; Chordata; Actinopteri; Carangiformes; Carangidae. Gene Ontology annotation, cellular component: nucleus.